GACUGGACGGCAGAUGUUUCACCACCGGGACAGUCUGUCUCUGCACACAUUAUCUGAACCCUUCUGAGUUUUUUUUCUUCUUAGCGUAGGCGUGUGCUAACUUGGUCUCCUUGCGAUUUAAAAGUUACCUAAGAAGAAAGAGAGAAAGAGGAAGGGGGAAAAAAGUGGACAACCUCUUCAAACCGUCCCGGUUUUUACCGGGGAGUUGCCGUCAUCAAUACCACAGAUGUCCCCCCCUUUGCUCCCUGAAUGGAUAGGGCAGUCUUGGUCUAUGCAGCUCAUUGCAGGCCAAAAGAUUGGAAACAACUUGUGAGUAUCCGUCAGUUUGGCGUCUAGAGGGAAACGCUCAGAAAUGCCCGGCUGCUUCGCUGGAGCUCAACUCUGAGGACUUUUCUCCUGCAUUUGUGCUUUUCCAGGAGGGAGAACUCUGCUCUCAGUUUGCAGCAAGAAGGAAAACUUAGCGCUGAAGUGGCAGCUCUCACAUUAUAGUCCUCGCUAUGGAUUGUAUGUAUUUAUUGAUGUGCUUUUCACUCAGUCAAGUAUUUUUGGAGUGUAUUUUCGCAGCAAAAGCGCAUGAAAAAAUCUCUGGAAAGUUAAGUGAAUAUGGUCUUAUCGUGCCAUUCAGCACAGACUCCCAUGGCCGGUACAUUUCUCAUGUGGUCUCAGCUGGAAUUGGAAGUAAAGGUGCUGCUGCUCCUGUUGUUGAUGCUGUCUCAGGCUUUGGCAGCAGAAGAAGGGUGGCCCGCAGUGCCUCUGAGAUGCCCUCAGUCACCUCAGCGUCGGCUCAGCACUUAUUUUUCAAUGUUACUGUGUUUGGGAAAGAACUGCACCUCCGCUUGAGGGCCAACAGGAGGCUGGUAGCCCCAGGGGCUUUUGUGGAAUGGCAAGAGGACUUUAAGGAAAAGGCCAAGGAACGAAUCCAAGGAGACUGUGUUUUCAGUGGAGAUGUGACUGACAUGCCAGAUGCUUCUGUGGCUAUCAGCAAUUGUGAUGGACUGGCAGGCCUGAUCCGGACUGAUAAUGGGGAGUUUUUCAUUGAACCCCUUGAGAAAGGCCAACAGGAUGUGGAAGUGAAGGGGCGUGUCCAUGUGGUCUACCGCAGAUCAGCCAUAAAGCAGGAGACAGGCCAGCGAAGGGAAGACCUCCACAAUGAAGUGGCAGACAUUGGGAUUGCAGACCUCCCCAAAGCUCUGGAUCUUGUUGAACAUAAACUUUCUGAGUCUGAGCGCAAGAGGAGGCAUGCGAAGAAAGAUGACUACAACAUCGAGGUGCUGCUGGCUGUUGAUGACUCGGUGGUCCGUUUCCACGGCAAGGAGCAUGUCCAGAAUUACGUUCUCACACUCAUGAACAUAGUUGAUGAAAUCUACCAUGAUGAAUCUUUGGGGACGAACAUCAACAUUGUCCUUGUCCGCAUGAUAAUGGUGGGGUACCGGCAGUCUAUAAGCCUGAUCGAACGUGGCAACCCAUCUCGCAGCCUGGAGCAGGUGUGCCGAUGGGCCAACACGCAGCAGCGCCGCGACCCUGACCAUGCCGAGUACCAUGAUCACGCCAUCUUCCUCACAAGGCAAGAUUUUGGUCCCGCAGGGUAUGCUCCAGUGACGGGGAUGUGCCACCCACUGAGGAGCUGCACUCUGAACCAUGAGGAUGGCUUCUCCUCUGCCUUUGUGGUUGCUCAUGAAACCGGCCAUGUGUUGGGUAUGGAGCAUGACGGCCAAGGGAAUCGUUGUGCUGAUGAGACCAGCAUGGGUAGCAUCAUGGCACCACUUGUCCAAGCAGCUUUUCACCGCUAUCACUGGUCACGUUGCAGCAAGCAGGAGCUCAACAGAUACAUCCACUCCUAUGACUGCUUGUUGGAUGAUCCCUUUGAACAUAAGUGGCCCAAGCUUCCUGAGCUCCCUGGAAUAAAUUAUUCAAUGGAUGAACAGUGCCGCUUUGAUUUUGGUGUUGGUUAUAAAAUGUGCACUGCUUUUCGAACCUACGACCCCUGCAAGCAGCUGUGGUGCAGCCACCCUGACAACCAGUACUUUUGUAAAACUAAAAAAGGUCCUCCUGUGGAUGGAACAGAGUGUGCACCAGGAAAGUGGUGCUUCAAGGGUCAUUGCAUCUGGCGUACCAGCCAGGAGCCUCAGGGCCAUGAUGGAAGUUGGAGUUCCUGGUCAAAGUUUGGCUCUUGCUCCAGAACAUGUGGAGGUGGAAUUCGCUCCCGCAGCAGACUGUGCAACAAUCCUCCACCUGCCUACGGUGGUAGAGAUUGCCCCGGGUCUGCGUUUGACUACCAGAUGUGCAACACAGAGGAGUGUGCAGGCCCUUACGAGGAUUUCCGUGCUCAGCAGUGCGUCCAGAGAAGCAACAAAUACCAUAAAAACAUCAAGCACACCUGGCUGCCUUAUGAGCACCCAGAUGAGGCCCGUAAAUGUGAGCUGAGCUGUCAGUCAAAGGAAACGGGAGAGGUGGUAUCUAUGAACCAGGUGAUGCAUGAUGGGACAAGAUGCAGCUACUUAGACCCAUUCAGUGUUUGCGCUCGAGGAGAGUGCCUGCAUGUAGGCUGUGACAAGGAAGUUGGGUCUUACAAGCAAGAGGAUAAAUGUGGAGUUUGUGAAGGAGACAACUCUCACUGCCGCACUGUGAAGCUGACACUCACCAAGACCCCUAAAAAGAACGCUGUGAAGAAUCAAGUAACUGGAAACUUCAUACUGAAUGAAAAAAGUGAAGAUGCCAAAUCAAAGACCUUCAUUGAAAAUGGUUUACAGUGGGAGUCCAAAGAGACAUUGAUGCAAUCUUGCUGGUACAUUCCUUGUGUAAUUUUAUAUCCAUUAGGCAUACAGUACACCAAAUAUGGAUGCAGGAGGAAGAGUGAUAGCCGUUUGGUGCAUCGUAACUUUUGUGAAACCGGCAAAAAGCCCAAACCCAUCCGAAAACGCUGCAACACCCAAGACUGCAGCCAGCCCACGUGGGUGGUAGAAGAGUGGAGUCCUUGCAGUAAGACCUGUGGAAAACUCGGGUACCAAACCAGGGUGGUGCAGUGCAUGCAGGCGCUUCACAAUGGUACCAACAAAGUGGUCCACAGCAAACACUGCACUGAUGAACGUCCAGAGAUAAGGAGAGCCUGCAACCAUACUGUAUGUCCUGCUCAGUGGAGGACAGGAGCAUGGUCUCAGUGCUCAGUGACCUGUGGCGAAGGCAUUCAGCAGAGGCAGGUGGUAUGCAAGACCAGUGACAACACCAUUGGAGAAUGCGAGGGCGAGAAACCGGAAACAAUCCUCAUUUGCAAAUUGGGACUAUGUUCAGGACAUCCAGGGUCUUCUCUCGACGAACAAAUAAUGGAAAACUCUACAAUAAAAGACGAAGCUGUCUAUCUAAGAGUUCCAGAAAACCCUGUCCAAAAAAUCUCUUCAAAUGAGCCAUGUCUGGGGGAUAAAUCGAUUUUCUGCCAAAUGGAAGUCCUUUCCCGGUAUUGUUCCAUCCCUGGAUAUUAUAAGCUUUGCUGUGAGUCUUGUGACAAGAAAGAAAGCCUCACUACCCAUGUUCCUGACUUUCACACCCCAGUAGCCUUAGCUGAACCUGACAUCUCAGCUCUUUCUCAUCCUGCCUCUUCCAAGCCACCUCAUGUCACCACAACACAGACCCCGCCAAAAACCACUAAAGCCAUCACUCGACGGCGUCUUUUCACUACCCCGGUGCCAACUACAGCUGCCACUUCUCAAACUUCACCACAGACAAAUGCUGCUCCGCCCCAGCAUCCCACCAGCGAAUCCUUUCUCACUGCUGGAAAGAGAGAUUCAGAUGCUGGGCCAGUUCUACCUCCGGGGCCGCCACGGCCUACAGCAGACUCAAGUGGAGGUGCCUCUAAAGAGCACAGCCCAAACAGCACUUUAGGCCCAGCUGCUGCAAGAUCAAGAAGGGACACUUUAGGAUCAGAGAGGGACUCCAGUCACAGAAACUUGUCGGCUCAGAAAUGAACAGUGAACAAUGUUGUGAAUGUGCUGUUCGGUGAAAUGGUCUCAAACAUCAGCACACCCUUUGCAGUAUGUGAUUUACUCAAAGUUUUUCUUUUUUUUUUUAUUAUUAUUAUUAUUAUUUUUCUGUCCAUGAUAGUGAACUUAGACCAGCCCAGUGGUGGUUACCUCAUCAAAACUUCAGAGCGAUCUGGUGCACGGCGUCGCUCGGCCGUGUGUGCUUCAAAUAUGAAAUGGAGAAAAAAAAGUUUAAACAAAGGUGCUGUAAACUAAAAUGACUUCAAAAUGUGAUGACUGCAUUGCUACAUUCAUGUUUUUAUCUGUGUACAGUUGUGCAAGCCUGUUGUUUUUUCAAGUGCAUUAGAACUACUAUUAAACUCGUGAACAUAAGGAGGUCAUAGACUAUGGUUUUGGAGGUGCACGUGCCAGCUAUGGGGUCUGGAGUGUGCCACCAGAAUAAUUAUAAACCUUAUACUGUAUUUAUAAUAUAGAGCUACAUUUUUUAAAGACAAAAAAAAAAUCCUUAUCCCUGUGUAGUGUCAUUGUCUCUGCCAGAUGCCAUUUUAUGACAGCUUUACCCACAUAUGAAAUGCAAGAAGUAGCUACAGGACUGGCAGGUUAGCUGUUAUGUUGUACAUAAUAGUUAUUGGUCUAAACUCAAAAAGCCCUGGCAAAAAAAGUCUUAUGUAUUAACCUGGCGUAUUCUAUCAAAUACCAUGCUAAUUCCAUUUAUUUAUACAGUAUCCAUCCAUAUUCUUCCACUCUUCUAAGUUCGGGUUGGAGAAGAAGUAGUUUAAUCACAAACCUCCCUGGCCCCCUACUCGAGCUCAUUUGGAGUCCCAGAUGAUAAUCCAUCCUGAUAGGGCUCCUUCUUGAAAUUGACAGCUCCCUUUAUCCCCAUUGUUGCCACAACAGGUGCCAACCGACUUGCAGCCACAGCUCUGUAAAGCCACCUUGGCAAAGGAGAUGUGGAACAGUCUGUUCGGACUAAAGUCCCCUGCCUCCUUUGAACGUUGUCAAAGUUUGAGUGGGAAAGGAAGAUGUCAUAUAUUAGGGCUUCUAGCAGAUAUUCUGAGCGCACCCUCACUAAACAUCUUGGAAUGCCGGGCCUGUGAAGCAUCCUCCCUUGCCACAGGAUCCAACUCACCACUAGGUGAUGAUCAGUUGACACCUCAGCUACUGUUGUGACUAAGUUGCUAGCUAAAGGCCUAGUCAAACAUUGCAGGGAAAUACAACCAGGCAUCUACUGAACUUUUUUUUUUACUUUAAAAAACUCAAUUUGUGUCGGUACAAAGAUUAUGAGUGUCAAUUUAGCUCCAUUAAUAACAAAAGAGCAAUAGCUUGAUAAAUGUGCAUAUAUAAGAUAUGCUAAUUAGCCAUGUGGUCAUGUCGCUUACCCUCGAUCUGUUAUGAGCUGCUAAUCUCGGCUCAACCAGUCUGGUAAAAACUGCAUUCAGGUAAUUCAGGUAAAGAGUGAAUUGGAAUUAAAAUACUUGACAUGAUCUAAAAGCAAAUGAACUUAAAUGAUUAAAAACAAGUAUUUAAAGAUAGAAGCUAAAUUCAGAGAGUCAUUACACCAAAUUAUUAUUUAACCAACUGUCAGAUUGUCGGAUGUUCUUACAUUUCUAGCUGUUUUUCCUCCUAGCUUGAUGUUUGUUUGUUUUUUAACAAAUUGAAUAUGCUUAUUAAAUAUACAUCCAAGACAAUGGUAUAAUCGUAUUACCUUACUAACUGAUCACAAUCAAGCACUCUUGAAUUCUACAGUUAUCCUGGAGGUACCCUCCAAACCUCAUGCCAUCACUCCUGGCAGGGAGCUCAGUGGCUUCUCUAUCCCUGGUGCUCUUUUUUGGUGUCCGACAUACCGCUGAUUAUCCUCACUGACAGGAAAAAUCAUGACCGUUUGCAAGCCAUCCCCACUGUAGCAUGCCCGCUGUCUGUUUUUGUGGACGUCAGUCAAUUAAUGCUUUAAAAUGCUUUUCAGAAUAUAACGCAUUAUGAUAUAUAUUUUUUUUGUAACUGAUGUUUUUCAGAUAAUAAUGUAUAUAGUGUAAAUUUCAAGUUAUGAAAAGUUGUGUUGCAAUUGCAAAAUACAGGCCAUGCUGUCUACACUGUGGUUGGGCGUACUGUUACACCAGUCCUGCAUUGCGGUUCAUAACGUCAUUAUUUUUAUUGUAUAAUUCUUGUAUAUACGUACCUAAAUGAAAGCUUUAAUGUUAAUAUUUAUUGAAUUUUUAAGUGGUAUGGUGAACAAAGUAA
Messenger RNA from Pundamilia nyererei, 6212 nucleotides. RefSeq names its product ADAM metallopeptidase with thrombospondin type 1 motif, 14 (gene adamts14). The coding region runs from base 498 to 3959 and encodes 1153 amino acids. Gene Ontology annotation, biological process: proteolysis; extracellular matrix organization. The transcript is spliced from 21 exons. Gene Ontology annotation, cellular component: extracellular matrix. Gene Ontology annotation, molecular function: metalloendopeptidase activity. The record is from RefSeq and is a predicted model, not a curated record. Lineage: Eukaryota; Metazoa; Chordata; Actinopteri; Cichliformes; Cichlidae.